This is a messenger RNA of Neurospora hispaniola, 905 nucleotides long. RefSeq names its product pali-domain-containing protein. NCBI's taxonomy places the organism in Eukaryota, Fungi, Ascomycota, Sordariomycetes, Sordariales, Sordariaceae. The record is from RefSeq and is a predicted model, not a curated record. The transcript has 2 exons. The coding region runs from base 143 to 841 and encodes 232 amino acids. Gene Ontology annotation, cellular component: growing cell tip; plasma membrane; cell division site.
CUCCUUCCUGUGAUUUACAUACCAGCAAGCACCUUCGACUUGUCUUUAUACUUGGAGGACGACAUACAUCAAACGGCUUCAACUUGCCUACUUCCCUUCGCUCAAGGUACCUCAGCUAUCACGACUCAACCACCCCAUCACAAUGGCGAGAACAGGCUUCUUCCAUCACUUCGGCACUUUCCUGCUACUAGUAGCAACGGUACUUCUUAUCGUCACCUGCAUUUCUGCACCUGUCAUCAAUGACAUCUCAAUCAUGAAGGUCGAUUUCGGCAGACUUCACGUGGGCGGUUUCAAGAGGGUAACCUUUGGUACCUUUGGCUGGUGCGAGAUUGCCGAUGGCCAAGCUGACUCCUGCUCUUCCUCCCACGUCGGCUAUAACCCUGCCAACGUGAUGCGCAUGAUCGAGGGUACCUCCUUCUCCAACUACGCUGAGAACACCACCAAGGCACUCACCAAGGCCAUGAUCCUGCACCCCAUCGCCUGCGGUCUCAACUUCAUCGCCUUCCUCCUCGCCCUUGGCGCAGGCCUCGUCGGCUCUUUCCUCGCCUCGCUGGUUGCCGCUCUGGCUUUCAUCGUCACCGUCGUCAUCAUGAUCAUCGACUUUGUCACUUUCAGCAUCAUCAAGUCGAACGUCAACGACGACGACAGCGACUCUCGCGCGCACUGGGGCUCCGCUGCCUGGACCACUCUGGCUGCCGCCAUCUGUUCACUGCUAGGCAUGAUCAUUCUCUUCAUCACCUGCUGCUCGGCUAGAAUCCACAAGAGGAGGAACAGGGACUUCGAGCCUAAGAACGACUACGGGGUUGCCGCUGCUCCUCCUCGCCGCAGGAGGUGGUUCUAAGUCACUGAUUGUGACUAAGAUGAACAACAGUCAAAAAACCAGUAUUUGGUGUUUUCAACAGAUA